Messenger RNA from Gracilinanus agilis (Agile Gracile Mouse Opossum), 2253 nucleotides. It is a transcript of the gene IFRD2, whose product is annotated as interferon related developmental regulator 2. Bases 1 to 1548 code for a protein of 515 amino acids. The transcript has 14 exons. The record is from RefSeq and is a predicted model, not a curated record. NCBI's taxonomy places the organism in Eukaryota, Metazoa, Chordata, Mammalia, Didelphimorphia, Didelphidae.
AUGGGAAUGGUAGUUCGACCUCCCUGGAGGCUUGCUGAAACCGUCGGGCCUGGGAUCCGGGGGACUCCGUGUCCCAGCGUCCCUGGCGAUGGUGGCGCGCGUGGCGUGCUGCCCCCGGCCUCUGCCUGUCUUUUCGCAACGCGCGCUGGCGCUGGCGCCCAGGAGCGCGAACCCCGACGCGAGUCCCCGCCGGCUCUGACCCCGCGCCCCCGCGAGCCGCCCGCCCGGCCCGGCAUGCCCCGCGCCCGCAAGGGACACGUCCUAGUGGGGGGAGGAAGCAGGGGAGGAGGUGGAGCUCGGAGCAGCACCCAGGCCGACUCUCCUUCCAGUGAUGAUGAAGCGGCUAGUGAAAUAUUGAGCCAUUACAGCAGUACCAGCGAGGGGGCCAGCAUUGCCGAGGAGAACCUAGGCAAUGAAGUGGUCGAUGAGCAGGCCCAGCAGGAGGAACUGGAAGAGAAGCUCAAAGAAUGCAUCGACAACGUGGCCGACAAGAGUGCCAAGACCAGGCUGGGUGCCCUGGAAAGCCUGCGCCUGGCCUUCUCCUCCCGAGUGCUUCUGGACUUUCUGCUGGAACGCCGCCUCACCCUCACCGACUGCCUCGAAAAGUGCCUCAAGAAAGGGAAAGGAGAGGAACAGUCUCUCGCUGCCACUGUGCUGACCCUGCUGUGCCUUCAGAUGGGCUCGGGCCCAGAGGGAGAGGAGCUCUUCCAGAGCCUGCGGCCCCUCCUCAGCAGCAUCCUUACAGAUACCUCUGCCAACCUGGGAGCCCGGCACAGUUGUGCCACAGCCCUCGGGAUGUGCUGUUACAUUGCUGCGGCCGAUGUGGAGGACCUCAUCUCGUGUCUCGCCUGCCUGGAGAGCAUCUUCAGUGGGGCCUAUGGGGAGGAGGCCUCCACGGCCCCGGCGCCCCUUCACCCCCUGCAUUGCUGCGCCCUCCAGGCCUGGGCCUUACUCCUCACCAUCUGCCCUGGCUCCCACAUCAGCAGGGUUUUGGACAGCCAGCUGCCUCGGCUGCCCCGGCUGCUCUCCAGCGACAGCGUCCACCUCCGCAUCGUGGCGGGGGAGACCAUUGCCUUGCUCUUCGAGAUGGGCCGAGACCUGGAGGAGGACUUCCUGUAUGAGGACACAGAUGCCCUGUGCGGCACCCUCCGAGCCCUGGCCACCGACAGCAACAAGUACCGAGCCAAGGCCGACCGGCGCAAGCAGCGCUCCAUCUUCCGGGAUGUGCUGCACUUCAUCGAGAGUGGAGAGUGUCAGGAAGAGACAAUCAAGUUCGGCCUGGAAUGUAUGUAUGUGGACAGCUGGGUCAGACGCCGCACUUACACAGCGUUUAAGGAGACCCUGGGCUCUGGGGUCCGCCACCACCUCCAGAACAACGAGCUGCUCCGAGACAUCUUAGACCUGGGGCCCGUGCUGGUGCUGGAUGCUGCCGCCAUGAAGGCCAGCAAGAUUUCCCGCUUCGAGAAGCACCUCUACAAUUCAGCUGCCUUCAAAGCCCGCACAAAAGCCCGCAGUCGCGUGCGGGACAAGCGAGCGGAUGUGCUCUGAGCACAAGGCCUCCCCUGGCCCUGGGCUGGGGGCUGCCCUCAUCCCUGUUUUUUACAUAGAAGAACAUGUCACCACGCUGCAUCGUGUGGCCUGGCUCCCUGGGGGCCUUUGCUUUAUUUUUUUAAUGACAAAACCAAAUAAAGGUGUUGGGGGAGGGCUGCCUGAACUCCCUUGACCCCUUGCCCUCAGCCCCUCAUUCCUCCAGCCCCCUCCCUCCAACGCCCUCUUCCUGUCUCCCCUUCGCCCAUCUCUCCUGCUGGGCCAGGGUUCGAUUUGGGCCAUGGGAAGAUUACCUUUUGUGCCUGCCUGUUCUCAGGGGGUGAGGCAUUGAUGUCUCAGUGAUGUCGAGGAAGGAGAGAAGCCAGAGGCUCCCCAGGCUGAGGAGUGAAUGGGGAGUCCCCCCCCUCUUCUCUGGCUGCUCUUCCCCACCGGACUGACCAACCACUCCGUCCCCCUAUUAGAGAAUGUGGGAUGGCGUCCUGGAGGGAGGCCUGACCUGGGGCAGCCGUUUCCUUGUGGCUGGCCGGGCCGGGAUGCUCCUCUUCCUUCAGUCCAUAACACGUAUUCAGUGUGGCCUCCCCCUCCUGCACCUUAGCUGUGCUGGAAUGUGGAGGGAACAGGGCAGGGGCUCUCUGGAAUGUAUGGAUGUGCCGAUUUUAUAAGAAGAUUAAUAUUGGAGAUAAUUAAACCAGACCAUAGCUUGGC